GUCAGCCCAAACGUCUCAACUCUGUGAUACGGCGUUUCUUCUAACAAUUUUCCAGCAACGGACGAGCGUCCUUGGCUCCUAAACAAACCAAAACGAGCACAAUUUACCUUGCUUUACGACACCUACAGCCUCAGGUCAAGUUAUACUGUAACCACGUGGGACGUUGAUUGUAAUUAUCAGCUGAAUUCGAGGUACAGAAACAUAAGCCAGAGUAUUAAUUGUGAUGGGUGAUAAGAUGGACAGGGAACGAUACAAUAGACUACGUGAGCGCACAGACAAGAUAAGUUCACUGAUGGGCCAAUACUUGCUUAAGGGGUACCGUAUGCUGGGGACAUGCUGUGAUACAUGUGGUACUGUAUUGCUGAAGUUUCGUGAUGAACCUGAUUACUGUGUGGGAUGUAAUGAAGUUGAUGCCGAUACAACAACUAAGCCUCAAAGUGCUUCACGAAAUGCAGUUGACCAUUCUGAGCAAAGUUGCCAAGUUGCUACAAACACAAAUGGAUAUAGUAUAAUACAAGAGGAAACAAGCAGAGAUCAAGCACCAAGGGUUCCCUCAUCUUCAGAGUCUGUCAGUACUGCAGUUACUAACUUGAAUGACAAGAUAGUAACAACAAGUGAAGCUUUACGGAACUGCUUCUCUGUGGAGGAGUCCAUUCGUUAUUGCGAACUCUUAAAAUCCUGUGCUGAAGCUUUGAAAGCAUUGCAUGAAGUACAAGGAAAAUGAUAAAUGAAAAAGAAUUGAAUGGUAAAAUAUGCUCAUGGAAGUGGGGUCUGUAAGGAGCCUUUCUUCAAACGUAAUAGACCUUUCACUUGAGUGACCACUAAACAAUGGCUCAGUCCAAGUUGAGCAGUUGGAUGUAAUGUGCUUAUACCUAAAUUUACUGUAUUUUUACUAUUUUUUUAUUCAAGUAUUGACUUUGGUUGUCACUCAUGAAUUAGAGAAAGGCCUAUUCUCUGUUACCUUUAUGCAUUGAUACUGCUACAUGGAUACUUGUUGGCCUAUAAUUAACACUAGUAUCUAGUUCUACAACAACACUAACAAUGUGUUAUGUUCCAAUAAUCUUGUAGGGCAAAUGUUAUUCAGAAGGCUUGGCUUUGGGUGUUCAGGGGGAGGUGACCAAUGUUAAUCUGGAGCGUCUGGGGGGGAGCAGGUUGGUUAUUCCUCUGCUACAUCGAUAGAAAUAGGGGAGUGUUUUGCACAUGUAAUAAUAACUAUAAAAUGCACAUGAAAUACACUUAAUAUAACACAACUCAAAAUAUCACACCAGAGUUUUGAAUUGUAUUUUCUUCCUUGUUUGACAUAAAACUUCAUUUUCUUGCUUAAUAAAUUAGACAAAAUUUCUACAUCUACAAAAUAUUUACUCUUAAUUGUUUCGUGGUGUAGUAUGGUACCUAUAAAUUAUAUUAAUGUCAGAGCUUUUAAACUACAUGUACAAUCUUAGUGGUGAAUUGGCUAUCAAUGAUGCAUACUGCAUCUUCAUAAAACUAUCCUAGUGUUGUAAAGUGCAAGAAUCUAAAGAUUUUCCUUUUUAAAACAAAAGAAAUCUCCCAGCUAGGUUGACUGCAUUCCACUAAAAGGAAUCUUGUGUCAAUUAUUUUUGAUUAGUAUUUUCCAAGCAGGGACUGAGUACAAUGUAAAUGUCUCUCGUUGAUCAAAAUGGAAUUCAUAUUUCAUAGGUUUCUCUUGACAGAGUCAUAACCAAAAGUACCAUGUUGAAACCUCAAUUCUGAUUGGUUGACUUUUACUUUGCUCUGAAGGUCAACUUAGCUGCUGCUGUUUAAGUUCAUCCAACAUGUUUAUUUAUUCAAGUAUGAUGUAUCCAAUAGGUGUAGAGUACUAUAGUACCUAUAGAUAGAUGCAAUAUUCCAAUCAUGAUGUCAGAUUACAUUCUUUCUAAAAUACUUCUUUCUUAAAAUUUCAUGAGCCAUUUUGUUUUAAAUUGUUGUUGUGAGCAAAAAUAUCAUAAUCAGCAUGAAAACUUCAAAGAAAGGUGAAAAUUAAGCAAUUUUCAUGAACAUUUAGCAUUUGAUAGUAAACUAGCCUAGGAAGGGAAAACAUAGUAAAUGUAGGUGAAUUCCUUGAUAGUAAACUAAGGAAGCUACGCAAAUCAAGCACAUCAAAGAAUAUAUGGAAGCCAGGAUACACUAUUUGUGUUCACCCAUGACGUACUACACCAUUUAUUGAGUCGGCAUAAGCAAGCUCUGCUGCGACCUAAGAAAUAAUGUAUCUGAUAUAAUGUACGAAAAUAAAUGCCUCAUGUACCGCAA
This is a messenger RNA of Actinia tenebrosa (Australian red waratah sea anemone), 2268 nucleotides long. Its product is annotated as protein ZNRD2-like. NCBI's taxonomy places the organism in Eukaryota, Metazoa, Cnidaria, Anthozoa, Actiniaria, Actiniidae. The record is from RefSeq and is a predicted model, not a curated record.